AUGAUGAAACCAGGAAGAAGAUUUAAUAUUUCUAGCACUUUGAACAGUCCCGUGGUGAUCCACAAGAGAGGGCGUUCUCAACAUUUGAACAAAGAAGAGGUAUUGGCGUUCCUUGAUAAUUUUAUUAGCGAGAAGGAGAAUCUUUUGGAGAACGAAUUCUCUUUGAGCGCCGCUCAAGAAGGCGGCGAUGAGACUGCUGCUGGCACUGGCAAUAAAUUUGACAACAAUCUAACUGUGUCCUUGGCCCAAUUGAAGAGAUUGCAAAGAGAUUUCAAAGGUUUACCUCCUUCAAUAGUGAUAAAAACCCCGGUUAAUGCUUCAACCAACGCGGCUCCUGUUGAAGAAGAACAAGAAGAACAAGAAGAAUCAAAAGACGCCAGUGGUAACAUUGUCACAAAGAGCGCAAGUGGAGGUAGUAAGAUGAAGUUCACAGAUGACGAUUAG
This is a messenger RNA of Tetrapisispora phaffii CBS 4417, 444 nucleotides long. It is a transcript of the gene RPA14, whose product is annotated as DNA-directed RNA polymerase I subunit RPA14. The coding region runs from base 1 to 444 and encodes 147 amino acids. Lineage: Eukaryota; Fungi; Ascomycota; Saccharomycetes; Saccharomycetales; Saccharomycetaceae. The record is from RefSeq and is a predicted model, not a curated record. The transcript has a single exon.